AUGGAGAAGACCAUGAAAUGGAUGUAUGGUUUUGAUGACCAUAAAAAGUGUUGGCAACCUACAAGAACAGCAGAUGGAGGAAACGUUGGUGGUGCUGUUCCUAUCUCUGCGUUGACCAUCAAUGAUAAAGGUUGGCAUAACCGCACGGACAUUCUAACCCGCCCAUGGAAUCUGCCGCUGGAGCGCUUUUUGAUCAAGAAAGAUGAGACAGUUCUUUUCCGUAUCACAAAUGGAGGAGUAGCUCAAGAACUUAUGCUCCACAUCGAAGGCCACAAGUUGAUCGUCACUGCUGCCGACGGUGAUGAUUGUGUUCCCCAUGAGGUUGAUCGGCUCAUUAUCUUCCCCGGAGAACGUUACGAUGUUGCCAUAAAAGGUCUCAAAAAUCCAUCGAAGAAGACCUACAUGGCAGUAAUUGAAACCGUGCAGUACUACUACUUUGACUGGACUCGCGUCGAAACCGAUUACGGAGUAGCGUUUCUGGAAUAUGAGGAUGUGAACAUGCCAGAGGAGAGAUCUCCACGUGAGUGCAGUUAUUUUUGUCAAUUCAGAGGCUCGUGCAGAUAGUA
This is a messenger RNA of Cylicostephanus goldi, 566 nucleotides long. NCBI's taxonomy places the organism in Eukaryota, Metazoa, Nematoda, Chromadorea, Rhabditida, Strongylidae. The record is from the annotation of a GenBank genome assembly.